Oncorhynchus keta (chum salmon) is the source of this 5103-nucleotide messenger RNA. RefSeq names its product helicase with zinc finger domain 2-like. Gene Ontology annotation, molecular function: helicase activity. Gene Ontology annotation, biological process: regulatory ncRNA-mediated post-transcriptional gene silencing. The coding region runs from base 124 to 2121 and encodes 665 amino acids. The transcript is spliced from 6 exons. Gene Ontology annotation, cellular component: cytosol; P granule. Lineage: Eukaryota; Metazoa; Chordata; Actinopteri; Salmoniformes; Salmonidae. The record is from RefSeq and is a predicted model, not a curated record.
AAAAACUGGACUUUUAAUUGAGUGGGUAAUGCCUGUUAAAAACUCCUCCUGAAGCUAUUGUGCUCUGCAGAUUUGUAUAUCAAAGACCAUUUCCAUCCAUACGUCAACUCUGGACACCCUGAGAUGAAGCCACUGAGAAUAAAAGCAAAUAAACAAGAGGUUCUAGUAAGUUCUACGGAUGAGAUCGCUCAGAAGUACUGCCUUCUAUCCAAAGACGGUCAGUUUUUUCUACCUCCUACCAAAUCUGCUUUGGAUCACCACAGAAUAGUCAUAACAACUACUGCAAUGGCAAGACACUUCAAUGACCUGAAUCUUUCCGAUGGCUACUUCACCCACAUCCUGAUUGACGAAGCCUCCCAGAUGCUCGAAUGUGAAGCCCUAAUGCCCCUUGGUCUGGCAGGGCCAGUAACUCGGGUGGUUCUAGCUGGAGAUCACAUGCAGAUGGAACCAAAACUAUUUUCAACGGACGAUGACCAACACUCCAAUCACUCUUUGCCGAACCGCCUGUUCCACUUCUAUCAAGGCCGUGAAAGUAGUACAGCUUUGAAAAGCAGAAUAUUUUUUCACAAGAACUAUCGCAACACAAAAGAGAUUUUGAAAAGAGAAUUUGUGUCCACUCACUUCUACGUUGGCAAGUCGGAUGCCAUCAAGGCUGUUGGUAAUGUUCCAGCUCAUCCGAACAGCCACCCUUUGAGGUUUCACCAUGUCAGAGGAGAAUCCCACUUGGACACCGCAUCCAUGUCAUGGUUUGAUCUUGACGAGGUUGAAUGCGUGGUUGAAAUAGUGCAAAAUCUGCUCAGAGAUUGGCCAAUCGCAUGGGGGAAUCAUGACCAAAGCUCAAGCUGUGUUCUCUCUGAACGAUGCCAGGUUUCAAUGAUCAGAAAAGAGCUUCAGAAAAGAUUCCUUGGCCGAGUGACUGUGGAGAACAUAUCCAAUGUUCAAGGCAAACAGUUCAGAGCAAUAGUAAUGACUGCCGUUCAAACCCGUGACAGCCUUCACCCUCCUGACUCAUAUUGUGUGGAGUUUUUCUACGAUGCUCGCAUGCUGAACACAGCCAUGACUAGGGCUCAAUCCCAGGUUGUUGUGGUUGGAGAUGCUGCUGCGCUUUGCUACUUUGGGAAGUGCUCAAGAAUCUGGAGAAGCUACAUUCACCAUUGUAUUAGCAAGGGAAGUGCUGAACCGAAACACCUUACCAAUGACUUCAUUGAUGGCGAUAUCAAGGAAAUCUCAAGAUUCCAAAGGACAGAAUACCUGGAUGAGAGCAGCACUCAGUCAGUUAUGUUCGAUACAGAGAACAACAUUGAUGCUAUUCUCCAAGAACUACAAGAGGAGCAAAACAGGGCACACUACACACUACUGGAACGAAAGAGACUAUACGAUAGUGCCAAAGUUGAAAGAGAUGCCUUGUUGCAGUUGUUGAGAGAGCAGCCCAAUGUGUACAAGCGAGGUGAAUUGGUCAUGGAGAAACAUAAUGCAGGUUAUAUCAUUCCAUUUGACAACCCAACUAACCACAUUAUCAUCAAAGGUAGAUGUAACCUCGGCAAGUCCUUCAGUGGUGAUGAAAUGGUGGCCGAAGUAGUUCCUUGUGAGGGUAUUCCACAAGGAAAAGUGUUAGGCACCAUCAAGGCAGCUGAAUCCCGUCGUGUGUUUGCUUGUACCCUUGAAGUUGAAGAUUACCAGAAACCCAAAACGAAGACUGAAUAUCAAUUCCUCAGAAAAAUGAUGGUACCACUCAACACAAACACCACCAAAAUAUGUACCUUGGUCAGCAAGAAGAGCCACAAUUUAAUUCCAAUAUGGAAGCACAAUGAUGGAGAAUGGGAGAUUGUCAGAUAUCAUCAACUUGAUAAAGAAAUCAAACGCAAUCAUGUAUUUAUGGUGGAAGUGUUUUGCUGGAAAACGAAAAUAGAAAACAAAGGAAACUAUGCCUAUCCGUUAGGGAAGGUGAUAGACAUUCUUUCCAUAGGAUCACCUUUGGAGGAGGGCUUAAGGAUUUUGGAUGCAGAAUUUAAUGUUCAACCGUUGCCUCCCAGCCAUGUUUUAGCUGAACCAUGUACCUGGAAAGACACCCAAAAUAGUAACAGAAAGGACCUCCCGAAAGUUUAUUACUUUCACUGUUGACCAAAAGAAAUCCCUAGACUUGGAUGAUGCAAUCAGUGUCAUUGACAUGGAAAGCCAUUAUGAGGUUGGAGUCCACAUAGCAGAUGUGGCAAGUUUCGUGAAUCUUGGCGGUUCAUUGGAUGAUGCUGCACAAAAACAUGGUGCAACAUUUUACAGCCCUAGAGAAGAACCUGUUUACAUGUUCCCAAAACCAGUUAGCAUCUACCACUUGAGUCUCCUGCCUGGUAUAGAUCGAAAGGUAGUUUCGUUAAUGGUAAAAGUGGACAAGGCAACACACAAAUUCACCGAAAAGAAAUUCCAGUUUUCGCAAAUCAAGUCCGAUAGAAAGUUGUCUUAUGACGAGGCAGAGGACAUCAUCAGUAAGUGGUCAGGAGAAGAGGCCAAGUUUGAUACUUUAGAAGACUGUGUUUCUGUGGCAUAUCGUUUUGCCAAAGUCCAAAGGAAGGCCAGGCUUGGCAAGGAUUGGAGCUAUAGACAAUUGGACGAUCACCAGAAGCCAGGGAAGAGGAGAUCCAGUCAGAUGAUUGAGGAGCUUAGUGUACUGUUCAACCAUUCUGUGUCUGAAUUUUUGAUCAAUGCAAAUGAAACCAUGUUCUGCACUCCACUCCGAUGUCAAGUAAGCCCUGACCCUGAAAUGUUAGAAGACUUGAAAGAGCGAUACAAAGACAUCAUACCACUGUCCUUACACCUGAGGCACAACCUUGACCGUGACAUUCAACUUGACCAGGAGGCCAUGGAGAGCAAAAGCUUCUACGUGCUAACAUCAAUAUGGAAUGAGAUCCUGUCAGCUGCCAAGAAAGAGGAAGUUGACACUGACACAAUGAUUGAUCUGAUUGGUACAGAUGACAUCUACCCCCAGCUCCUUCCAGUGAUAUAUGAGUUUAGGAAGUGUCUUGACGAAGCCUACGUCAUCCGCUCCAAUUCAUCCCGGGAAAAGGUUGGGCACUAUUCCUUAAAACUUGAGUCAUAUACACAAGCAUCCUCGCCCAUACGUCGCUAAAAAUUUACAUUAUCCUGCAAAGGCUUUUGCAUUCAGUCCUAAGCGGCACUCUGGUCCAAUAUUCUCCACAGGAGAUUGACAUUCUGUGUCAGAAGAUUGAAGACAGCUACAAGAAGGCCAAUGAUUAUGAAAAGAAGGCUGCGAUGAUAUCUUUCGCCAUCAACAUGAAGAAACAAAAUUCUCUGAAGCUAGUAUUUGUUGUUGGUGUAGCAGCAGGAGACAGUUUCAAGCUGUCAUUUCCGUUCGACAGGCACUCUUUUCCAGAGUGUUUGCCUGUUAGGUACAGAGAUUUGCAACCGAAGGAUCAACCACUGUACGAUUCAAGUGAGAACCAAAUGACUCUGACAUGGAGAAGACGAGUGUACUCAAUUGACACUGCCAAAAUUCACCAAGAGCUAAAAAAGGUGCAAAGUUCAGCUGCCUGCAUCAAGCAAAACAAAAGACUUGGCAAGCCAUUGUUAAUGAAAUGGGCCAUGAAAAAUGGAACAUAGCAAGGUCUCUCAUACUAGAUGCCACAACAAAGCAAACAGAAAAUGUAAAGAGUCUCUCAAAACAUGCCAAGGUGGAUUUGCUUGAAGCUGGGAAUGACUCCCAUAGAACUGCACAUGGACAAGCUGAAAAAUUUGAAAUGUUGAUCUUACCCUACAUUUGAUGCCGGGAGACACACUUCAAGUCCAAAUGACAUCUGAAGGAAAAAAAGGUUAUUGGACACCCACUGUUCAGUUGGUGUGCAUCAAACCAAUAUUUGAGGUGUGUGUAGACCAUGCCCACAGUCCUAUCACAUCUUUUUCCAAACGUGCAGACUGUCCAUCCAAGAGUGAAUAUUGCAAUGCAAGAGAGUAUGUGAAGAUCUGGCGACCACUUUGUGAGAUGGAGUCUGCAGACAAUGCUGUGGAUGAAAGUGACAGCAUAAUAAUUGAGGACCUGAAGCUGAACUUGAAGCAAGGGAAAAACAGACUGAAAGGAAGUUUCGAACUUCCACUCAAAUACAUUAAAGAAUGGGCCAUUGAAUGCGACCUUAGCAAGUGCUUUCUGUGCAUCCGAAAAAGGGGAUUGAAACUGACUUCAAUCCCUGACCAAUCAGAGGAAGUAGUCGACCCUAAGAAUUACACAUGGGUGGCACAUGGUGUUUACAACCAACUUUGAAGAACCAAAAAACAACCAAAAUCAAGCCAGAAAAGUGCACUUCUACAUCAACCACUUGCCAAUGGAUACCAUUCCAGAGUGUGUCUACCAGAGAAAGACAACAUACACGGUUGAGAUAAUCCCAAAGCUUCUGACAGACGUGCAAGUAUUAAAUUAGUAUGCAAAAAAAAGAGAUUGAACAAUUGUCAUUGAACAAAUGUAUUACCGUUAUUAAUUAAGUCUCAUUUAAGUUGUCAAAAUGGUGCUUCAAAUGUAACUACCAUUUUUAGUAAAUACCUGGUCAUUGCUGCAGUUAAAUAUAAAGUAAUACUCACAUUUUAAAAUAAGAUUUAUUUUUAAGUGCACUCUUUAAAAUUAGAUCAUGUAAAAAAAAAUCUCAUAUUUUUAUUGGAUGGACAUAAUGUUCCCAUAAUUAAUUCAGUAUACAUAAUGAAUGGUUGUUAACAUUUCUACUGUCUAGACGUAAAGAAAUGGCUGUGAACAACAUUGUGUCUGCAAAUGAGCUUGUUCAGAAAAUAGCCCGAGGACAACACGUUCCAAAAGGAGCUUCGCAAUCUGUUGUACCACCACGGUACCAACUCAUGAGGGAAAAGGCACCAGAGGGUCUCCCAGAGCUGAAUAAGAGUCAAAUUGAUGCAGUGGAGAAAGCUCUGAAUAACAACUUCACAAUCAUACAAGGGCCACCUGGGACUGGAAAGACUGUCUUAGGAGUUUACAUUGUGUACUGGUUCCUUGUGAUGAACUCCAAAAACCCCAGGAUAUUUGAAAAUCCGAAGGACAAGGACAAGAAAGAAGUUAUUCUCUGCUGUGGUCCUUCCAAUAAGUCUGUCGAUGUG